Molecule: messenger RNA, 1490 nt
Organism: Cottoperca gobio
Lineage: Eukaryota; Metazoa; Chordata; Actinopteri; Perciformes; Bovichtidae
Product: alpha-2Db adrenergic receptor-like
Exons: 2
Coding region: 27-1490 (487 amino acids)
Biological process (GO): G protein-coupled receptor signaling pathway; regulation of smooth muscle contraction; regulation of vasoconstriction
Cellular component (GO): plasma membrane
Molecular function (GO): alpha2-adrenergic receptor activity; epinephrine binding
Source: RefSeq, a predicted model, not a curated record
AUCAUACUGUCAGAUAUUUAACCAGGAUGGAUUUAUCGGAAGUAUUCACUGUCAUGGCCACUUUACCACCAAACUCUUCUUUGGAGAAUAUCAACCAGACCUCCUCUUCCUCGCCGAGAUCUCCUCCUUUACCUCCUCACUCGCAGGUGGCGUCCGUGUUCAUCGUGCUGGUGGUCACGGUCAUCAUACUGGGGACUGUAGUGGGUAACGUUCUGGUCGUGGUUGCGGUUUUUACCAGCCGAGCCCUGAGGCCGCCUCAAAACCUCUUCCUGGUGUCUCUGGCUUCAGCGGACAUACUGGUGGCGACGCUAGUCAUCCCCUUCUCCUUGGCUAAUGAGGUCAUGGGCUACUGGUACUUUGGUUCCACCUGGUGCUCCUUCUACCUGGCUCUGGACGUCCUCUUUUGCACUUCCUCUAUUGUCCACCUCUGCGCCAUCAGCCUCGACCGCUACUGGUCCGUCACUAAAGCCGUUAGUUACAACCGCAAACGGACGCCCAAACGAAUUAAGGCGAUGAUCAGCGUCGUGUGGCUCAUAUCUAUCGUCAUCUCCUCCCCGCCGCUUCUCAUGACGCAGAAGGAGGGUGAUUUGGUGAUGGAGGAGGAAGAGGGUGACACACAGAUGCAGGAGUGUCUUCUCAACAACCAGACGUGGUACAUCCUCUUCUCCUGCCUCGUGUCCUUCUUCGCUCCGGGUGUCAUCAUGAUACUUGUGUAUUGCAAGAUCUACCGCGUUGCCAAGCAGCGAGCCUCCACCGUGUUUGUGGCGAAGAACAAGGUGGAGCGGCAGCCAUCGCAGUCAGAGACCUGCUUUGUGGGCAGCCCCAGGAGCUGCCAAAGAGCCGGCUGCAGUGAAUCCCUGUAUGAGCUGGAUAGCCCGCGGCCCGCCAACCGUCACAGCUCUUCCAACAUUGACAGCAACAGCAGCAGCAACAAGAGAGGAGAGCUGGACGAUAUUCACGUGGAGGAGAGGAGCAUCGAGACCGAAAUAAAAACAUCUUCCUUGUUUUCUUCGGCUCUUCGCUUCCCCAUGAGAGCCGGCGGAAGUACAAAAACAGAGGAGCGGAAGGACGCGGAGGGGUCAUCAAACAGGUUGAAGCCUCCUCCUCCUCCUCCAUCCUGCGCCUCCAUAUCAUGGGCAUCAUCGGAGAACUGCUCUCACCACCUCCUCCUCCCGUCUCCAGUGCCUCGCCGCAGCAGGCAGAUGUCUCUGUCCAAAAACAAAGUGGCACAAAUGAGGGAGAAGCGCUUCACGUUUGUUCUGGCCGUGGUAAUGGGGGCAUUUGUCGUCUGCUGGUUCCCAUUCUUCUUCACUUACAGUCUCCACGCUGUCUGCAGAGAGAGCUGCACGAUCCCCGAUACACUCUUCAAACUGUUUUUCUGGAUCGGAUACUGCAACAGCUGCCUGAACCCCAUCAUAUACACCAUCUUUAACCGAGACUUCAGGAGGGCCUUCAAGAAGAUUUUAUUCCAGACUCAUAAACGAACAUAA